AUCGGCCGCUAGCUAGCUCCAAGAUCGGCAGCUUUUGUCGCUGCUCUGUGGCCUAUAUUGGCUCUUUGGCGCAUUGUGGCUCUUGACGCAUUGAUCACUCGCGUUCAGCGACGCAAAACCAUGGCUGCUGCACGCUUGCUCGCCCUGGCCUGCGCCGUGCACCAAGCGAGCAGCUUUGCGGCACCCCUAAGUCGUCCGGCCGGCGUCGUCGUCGACGAGCUCUUGCCGCUCUUGGACGAGGGCGGCACGACGCGCAGCCGGAACAAGUCGCCCGAGACGAUUUCGAAGAUAGACGCGUGCCUCGAGGAGCUACGCGAGGCGGGCCGCGGCGCGAAGGUGCUCGACGAUCCUCGGCUGUUCGGCGAAUAUGAAAUAAAAUACUUUGAUCGGAGCGUCGACGGCGGCCGCGACGGCGGCGACGACGCCGUCAAGAAGCCGUCGAUCGCAAAACGCCUGCGGAAGGCGAUCUUCUUCCUGCCGUUCAAGGCGAUCAGGCUCGGACUCAAAUCGACGGGCACGUACCAGCACGUCCUCGAGCCGCAAACAAUUGUCAACUACGUCACCUUUCGUUUCUUCGGCGUGCCGGCGGCCGUGACGGCGAAGGCCGAGUUCGCGCGCGAGACGGCCGACGAGCUCGCCGCCGCGCGGGCGCUGUCCAACGGCACGGUACCCUUGUCGACCGAGACGGCGCGCGUCGUCUUCGACGCGCCGCGCGUGUCGUUCGGGCGGCGCGGCCGCCUGAACUUUGAAGUGACCGGGCCGUCGGCGCCUGUGUGGAAAUCAACCAGUGCGUCGGUGCAGUCAUUUCUCGGCGAUGAUGCGGCCGUCCUGGCUCGGUCGAGCGGUGAGGAACCGGCAUCGCCACGCCAUCGAGCAGGUGUCGCGUCGAUGGCGUGGCGGACGACGCGAUGAUUCAGCACGAACGCGCCGUAAAAUUUUGAUUUCCACAAAGGUCGGCCCAGCCGCCGGUCGACCUCUGCACGACGUACGUCGACGACCGCGUGCGCUGCGGCAUCGCCGCGCGCGGGGGGAAGUUCGUCUUCCGGCGUUACAACGAGACGGAGCCCGCCGACGGCUGGGAGGCAUUGCUGAAGCAGGAGCCAGUUUCCGGGAAAGUGUUCUUCGGCCUGAGCGUGCUCGGUGCUGCGGCCGGCGCCUUUGCUCCGGUUCCGACGCUGCUAGGAGUGCCCGUCGGCCUUUUCGUCUCCGGGAAAGCUGCGAUUGCAACGGCGCGCUACGAUCCGGGUCUUGGGGACGUCGCCUAAUGAUUUCUUUUGGGGAUGAC
Messenger RNA from Pelagomonas calceolata, 1285 nucleotides. NCBI's taxonomy places the organism in Eukaryota, Pelagophyceae, Pelagomonadales, Pelagomonadaceae. The record is from the annotation of a GenBank genome assembly.